Messenger RNA from Mya arenaria, 2610 nucleotides. RefSeq lists its product as uncharacterized. The record is from RefSeq and is a predicted model, not a curated record. The transcript has 7 exons. The coding region runs from base 162 to 2135 and encodes 657 amino acids. NCBI's taxonomy places the organism in Eukaryota, Metazoa, Mollusca, Bivalvia, Myida, Myidae.
GUCAUAACAUAGUUGUAAACGAAUUUCAACCAUUAAAUUAUGUGUAUUUUUGUCCUUGAUUCAAUUUCGAAUGGAUUUGAAUUAGCAAUGGAAUAUUAUGUGUUUAAACCUUGACAUCUUUUUUAUGUUUUACAGCUGUUGCUCUCGGGUAAUCAGGCGCCAUGACAGACUCGAAGAUAUUGCUUGCUUUCGUUUGUGUUUUUGCCACCGCGUCUACACAGAAUAACUGCAAAAGUCUGCAGGUAGCUGCGAACGGAACUCUUUCAAGUGGGACAUACACUGUCCAAAACAGCUUGUGUCAGUCGUUCCGUAUAUAUUGCCUCUUUAAAGAAGGAUACGGCUACACAUUUCUCUCCAGCAACACAAACGUCACGGUCAACAUGGAAUCUCUCUACGAUGACAAAACACAUAUUUUGGUUCGCUUCACCAAGGCCAAUAAGCAGUACGAGUCUACCUUAGCUCAAAUUGACACUUUCGCCUCGGUUCCUCUGUCCAUACAAUACAACAGCUACAUUGGCUAUAAUAAGCCACAAAACGUUAAUAUGACGCCGUACAUUUACGUCGGAUUUAUUCCCGCGUCAAACACGUUCAAAGGUGCGAUACAGGGAUGGAAGAGAAACGGACAGGAGCAGUUCUUUAACAAUUGUGAUGGCAACCCGAACAGCUACAUAAUGUUUAUGUUCAACCAUGAACAUAGAGGAUAUACGGAUUACGACGGAAGCAGGAACCCGUUGCUGUACAAAUGGUACGACAACGGAACAGAGGUCUUGUCGUUGGAUUACGUUCCCGGCGAGUUUCUUACGAGUUACCACGAGAUUCACCAUGGAGGCUGUGGCGGUUAUAGUCGUGGCAGUGGCGUUCCGACAACUGCCAAUAUUGGAAUGAAAUUUGUGACUUCGCAUAUGGAAACAUCUUAUCCAUCUUCUUCAACAAAUACCAAAACACCAAUAACGUCGUGCCAUUCCGAUACACCAAACCGGUCAACCAAAUCCACCCCCUCAUCUCUUGAACCUAAUGUGACUUCACAUAUGGAAACAUCUUAUCCAUCAUCUUCGUAUUCUUCAACAAAUGCCACAAUAUCGAUAACGUCGUGGCAUUCAAAUACACGGUCAACUAGUGUUCAACUAUCCGAUACAACAACACCAUCAGUAGAAACAAAAUCUACCCCCUCAUCUCUUACACCUAAUGGGUCAGCCCCUGUUGCCGUUAUAGCCGGAUCUGUCGGUGGUGUGGUCAUGGUUGUAAUAGCAAGUAUUGGGCUACUGAUCUUUUACAGAAAAAGGAAAAUUCAGAAAGAAAAUAACGACAAGGAAAGAAACAGUAGGAUCCAUUCAAACCAAGCCUACUACGUGAAUGACACCGUUUCAUCGUCUAGCAAAGACAGUGGACUUGUCAAGCAUAAUGACCUUGUGGUAGACGAAAUGGUGGCCGGCGAAUACAACAGAUCGCGGCAACACAUUCCAGAUACCAACACAUCACAAGAUAACGCCUACGCUCACAUUGGACUAUCUACAGCCGUUGAUUUUACUUAUUCACACAUUCCAAAACCUAAAGGCGCGUUGUUUGACAACACUUACUCCCACAUAGCUAAUGGCAAACCGGUUGAGACAUUGGAAACCGAGGACACAAAUACAACCUAUAACCACUUGGAAGAGUUUUGUUUAAGAAAAAAUACAGACAAAAAAGAAGAAUCAUGUGACGACACAUACAACCAUGCACAAAUUGAUCCUACCCAUCCUAAGGCAGAAAAGGAAGAUCGAUAUAAUACAUAUUCGCACAUUAACCAGGCUGGAUUAAACGGACAGAAACCAAACCCUGAUAAACAACGCGCUGAUGCGCAGAAACCAACAAAGGCAACUCAGAUGAAUAAAGAAACAACAAUCGCUGCAAAAGGAAAAAAACAUCAUCGCGACGCUCAAAAUGGCAAAAGUUCUAUGACAUCUGCUGAAAGUGAUAACAAAGCCGAAGUACACACUUAUUGUGUUCUGGAACCGAAUGCUAACCAGCGUUCUAAACAAGCUGUAUACGACUACGCAGUAGUAGCAAUGCCAGAGAAAGACCAUACAGAGUUCAAGGUUGUGGACGCGCCGACAGAUCUAACGCAUGAGUACUUUGUCCUUGAGCAUACUAACUGAGCUGUGACAUAUCAAUUAUGAAUGUUCCGCAACGACAGUGCAAUGCAAAUGGAUUUAUCGCAUGUGUAACAAGAAAAUCUGAACAGUACUGUAAAGGGAGAACGGGAGAUUGCAUAAAUGAGACGUGUGCUCACUUUAACAUCAUUAAUUGUGUUUGACACUUGUCUAUAAACAUUUUUAGGUUAACAGUUUUGAAAAAUGAAGAACGAAAACUAAUAUUGACAUUAUAUCUACAUGUAUAUCGAAAACAAAAUUUACACUUCAUAUGAGCACAUUGUAAUGUUUACACAUAUAUGUAUUGAUGUUACGGCAAAGUUUGUCGAUCAAAGUCUGUCGAUCAAUCAAGUUCAUGAUUUAUAUACCUAACCAGUUGUACUAUUCAUAUUCACUGCCCUUUCUUUGAUAAUGCUACUCUAAAUAUUUACCAAAUGUAAACAAACUAUAAAUACGUUUUAAAUAAAGUCCCAUAAACUUA